Erinaceus europaeus (western European hedgehog) is the source of this 2275-nucleotide messenger RNA. It is a transcript of the gene GCNT1, whose product is annotated as glucosaminyl (N-acetyl) transferase 1. Lineage: Eukaryota; Metazoa; Chordata; Mammalia; Eulipotyphla; Erinaceidae. The coding region runs from base 306 to 1592 and encodes 428 amino acids. Gene Ontology annotation, molecular function: beta-1,3-galactosyl-O-glycosyl-glycoprotein beta-1,6-N-acetylglucosaminyltransferase activity. The record is from RefSeq and is a predicted model, not a curated record. The transcript has 2 exons. Gene Ontology annotation, cellular component: membrane.
CCGCGGGGUUGGAGGCUCGGAAAUCGUCCCGCGCCUUCCCCGAGCGCCCCGAGCGCAUCGCGGGUAGAGUGCGCUGCUGGCGAGGUGCUGCGGGCUGCGUUCUCUGCCGACUGGCGGCGGGGUCACUCACCCUCUCCAGCACCCAGUUUUCUUGUAGUGGUAGUCUUCAUUUCAAGAUUCCUUUGCACUUCUGUUAAAAUGCAAACCGACAACAUUCAAGGUCAGGACAGAGGGAAAAUUACUGGUGCUUAAAACGUGGAAGGAAGACCAUCCUCAGUAGAGAACUCCCCUGACUAUUGUCUGAGAUGCUGUGGAAGUUACUGCGGAGGAGACUCUUUACUUAUCCCACAAAAUACUAUUUCUUACUUUUGGUUUUUUUCCUUGUCACCUUCUCUGUUUUAAGAAUUCAUCAAAAACCUGAAUUUUUGAGCGAUGAACAUUUGGAACUGACUGGAGAGAAUCCAAGUAGUCAUAUUAACUGCACUAAAGUUUUACAGGGUGACGCUGAUGAAAUCCAAAAGGCAAAACUUGAGAUUCUAACUAUGAAGUUUCGAAAGCGUCCUCGGUGGACAACCCAAGACUAUAUAAACAUGACCAGAGACUGUCCAUCUUUUAUCAAGAAUCGCAAAUACAUUGUAGAACCUCUUAGCAAAGAAGAGGCUGAGUAUCCAAUAGCAUAUUCCAUAGUAGUUCAUCACAAGAUUGAAAUGUUUGACAGGCUGCUAAGAGCCAUCUAUAGGCCUCAGAAUUUCUAUUGCAUUCACGUGGACAAAAAAUCAGAGAAUUCUUUUUUGCUUUCCGUGACUGGCAUUGUGUCCUGUUUCAGCAAUGUCUUUCUGGCCAGCCAAUCAGAGAAUGUGGUGUAUGCAUCCUGGAGCCGUGUUCAGGCCGACCUCAACUGUAUGCGGGACCUUUACAGCAUGAACACAGACUGGAAGUACUUGAUAAAUCUCUGUGGCAUGGAUUUUCCUAUUAAAACCAACUUGGAAAUUGUCAGGAAGCUCAAGUCAUUAAUGGGUGAAAACAACCUGGAAACCGAAAGAAUGCCAGCCAAUAAAAAAGAAAGAUGGAAAAAGCAUUAUGAAGUCAUUAAUGGAAAGCUGACGAACACAGGGACUGACAAAAUGCCCCCUCCUUUGGAAACACCUCUGUUUUCAGGCAGUGCUUAUUUUGUAGUCAGUAGGAAGUAUGUGGGGUAUGUGCUGGAGAAUGAAAAAAUCCACGAGUUCAUGGAGUGGACCAAAGACACAUACAGCCCAGAUGAGUAUCUCUGGGCCACCAUUCAGAGGAUCCCCGGAGUCCCAGGCUCACUGCCCUUAAGCUAUAAGUAUGAUAUGUCUGACAUGCGUGCUAUUGCUAGGUUUGUGAAGUGGCAGUACUUUGAAGGCAAUGUUUCCAAGGGUGCUCCAUACCCGCCUUGCAAUGGGGUUUACCUGCGCUCCGUGUGUGUGUUUGGAGCCGGAGACUUGAACUGGAUGCUGCGCAUGCACCACUUAUUUGCCAAUAAGUUUGACACAGACACUGACCUCUUUGCCGUCCAGUGCUUGGAUGAGCAUCUGAGGCAUAAAGCACUGGAGACAUUGAGACACUGACCAUUGUAGGCUGUUUAAAAAACUGAGAGUGAGAUUUGUGAAAUGUAAACCUUUUGAUUUUUCUGCUCUGUUAAUUAAACAUCAGAAAAACUGUAGGAGUUGCUUUGGGGGGUGGGGAGGACUCUUGAUUAUGUCAGAAAAGCCCACUAGCUUCUACAGAGUUAAAAGUUUAAAAAGGUUAGAAACUUUAUAGCACUGAAUCAUGACUGAGAGUUAAGGUGAAGAAGGGGAGGUUGCAAAAGCAUUGUGGGGAGAAGUGGUCCAGGUGGUCUACAGAAUGCAAAAAAGCAGCCAGCUAAAAAAGAACUCAGGGACUUAAAAUGAUAAAAUUUGACCUGUGCCAAUAUUACUUUUGAGAGUUUUAAAUUGAGUUUUCCUGAUGUGAAUAAACUGGUAGCAACAAGCAAUCAUAAGAAUAUGAUUUAUCUUACAGGUUACAUUUAUUGGAAUAGGAACUUUUCUGUAAUUCUUAUAAAUGCUUUCUGCUAUAAUGUUACAUAGUGUAUUUGACUAUGUUAUCUCAGGGAUCUUGAAAAAAUGGCAUGAUUGUUUCUGAUGAAAUUUUGCUUCUGACAAUGUAUUUUCUUAGUGGCAAUUACAGUUUGGUUGAUUCUAUGAAUCAUCUUAGGUUUAUUAAAAUGAUGUCAUUUUAGAUUAAAAAAUUACAAUACUAUUUUGAUUAA